AUGUCUCAGCAUCUCUCUUCAGACUAUGCCCGCGCCUCUCCCAUCUCUCCGCUUCCUCUUUCCGCAGCGUUCCUUCUCUGCCAAACCUUCGAACGAGCCUAUCGGCUAGGAAUGGCGAGGGCUCUCUUCCCGUCGCCUCGAGGCAGGCUCGGCAUCCAAACCUCCCAUGCCGUCCCAAACACCAAAGCACCUUCAGCAGUCAUCACUCUCGUGUACAAUCCGCUUCGAUUAAGAGCAACCUCGUUACUGUCAUCCAACCAAUCUUCAACAACAGACCCGUCCGCGCGCCUUUCCGGCGCGCAACCGUCCCUCUCCCCGCUCCCCUCCGCGCCCCUCCCCUGCCCCUGCGCCAUCUGCUCCCGCCGCGCGCUCAUCUCCGCCUCUCUCCUCAUCUCCGCUUCCGCGCUCCCCGCAAACGGAGCCGACUCCAACGCUUCCGCGCAGACGGCGGAGGCGGCGCAAGCGGCGCUGGCGGCGGUGCGGGGCGGGAAAUGGCAGUGGCAGGAGGAACUGUUCGCGUGGAUGAUGGCUACUGGAAUGAAGGAGUAUGAGGAGAGUGUUGAGGGGUAUAAGCUUGCUCUAUUUGAGCCUCUUAGAUCGGAAGUCGGUAGAGUAACAACAGGAGGGGAGGGUGGUGAAGCAGUUGGAGGAGGAGGGACGGUAGAAUCUGGGAAUGAUGCGGUUUUCAGAUUGGUGGAGAUCGGUGUAGGAGCAGGCAGUGCGUUAGCGAGAUCAAACGGAUUCUCAAGCCUGAAGGAAGCUAUACUUUCUGGAGCAUUUGGCGGCACCGCAGGGCACCGCUCUGCACACCUGGCAGCGACUGCUCGACCCGCUGCAAUCUGCACUGGCAGACGGGUGUCAUCUCACGCGCAGCCCUCUGACUGCCAUCAAGCUGGCGGGGUUGGCGCGGUGCAAGCAAGGGAGGUGAUGGGUCCGGGGCUGUCGCUGCUGGCACCACAUGUUGUCGGCACUGCUGUAAAGACUUAG
Closterium sp. Naga37s-1 is the source of this 987-nucleotide messenger RNA. NCBI's taxonomy places the organism in Eukaryota, Viridiplantae, Streptophyta, Zygnematophyceae, Desmidiales, Closteriaceae. The record is from the annotation of a GenBank genome assembly.